UAGACGUAUAUAUAUAUAUGUAUAUAAUUGGACGUAAUCAACAUGGUAUCGUACUGUUGCAUUUGUAGAAGAAAAUAUGACAAGAAUAAUGGUAUAUCAUUUCAUGCAUUUCCGAAGUCGAGGGAACGUCGGGCGGCUUGGGAAAUAGCGUGCAAGUUAGAGAAACCUGCACCUGCAUCCAUACAAAUAUGUUCCGAACAUUUUACGCCGGACAGUUUCAUGCGAUUCUAUGGAAUUAGAUUAUUGAAACUGUCAGCGAUACCGUCAAAAUUUCCAUGGAACAAAGAGAAUAAUCUAGCAGCGAGUAACUUUGAAGAUCAUACUUAUGCUCAGUGUGAUCGGACUUCCGUGUCGUCCAAACAACAUCAAGAAUAUGGAAUCAAAGUCGUAUCUUCCUCAUGUAGUAUUCCAUCUAAAGAGACAUGCAAUGUACCAAAGAUAUUGUCUAUCGAGAACCCCAGCUUCCAAAUGUAUUCACCUUACACCCAAUCUAAUACAACCGUAUUAAACCAACCCCCAGAAUGUGAGCUUGAAGUUGCUACUUCCUCAUGCGAAAUUAGUGUACAAACUGAAGAAGAUUGCGAGGUACCAAGUACUAAGGAUUCUACCAUUCUUUAUUUCCCUGACGCUGAAUCCAACACGACUUUUGUAUUAAACCAAGAACAGGAAUGUGAACGUGAAGUCACUGUUCCAAGUAAUGAAUGUAAUUUACCAAAGGCACCAAAUACUCAGGACGCUAGUAUUCAAAUUCAUCCACCUUCGUCAGCAACGUCAAAGUGGCAAUCGGAAGAUACGAAUGGGCCUGUUAAAAAAAGAAAAAUAUGGCGUCCUGCGAGAAUAGGAGAUCUUGCGCCAGAACAUUUUUCUACGCCUCGAAAAGCUGCACUAAACAUAGAAAUGAUACGAAAGAAAAACCACGAGAAAUCGCUGAAGAUAAAAGUAUUGCAAACACAGAACAAUAGAUUACUUAAGAGACUGAAGGUAUUAGAGGAGUUAAUCGCGGAUUUGGAAGACAACGAUCUCAUCCCUGAAACACUAAAACUAAAAAAAACUAAGACACGUGGAUUGACGAAAUUUCCACGGACAAAGUCAAGUCUGGUUAAACAUGAAAAGAAGAAGACCUAAAACCUCUUUUAUUAAUUAAAGAUAUUCACUGAAAUGGAAAAAGAUAUACAGGGUUGAUAGAUUUAGGUUUUCCGUUAUUAUCGAUCAUGCUAUGAUGCGACAAAUGUAUGGAUCUCCUUAGUUGUAGGUAUAAAUACCCACUGGAAAAUGCUGGUACGAUAUUUUUUCUUAUUAAUUCUCUAUCUACUAGAAACUGUACGAAAGUUCAUUAAACGUAUGCACUAAAUUGAUUCACGAAACAGGAGCAAUUUUAACUUCAUUAGCAUCAUAAACCGAAGGAGAGAAAUUUGAAGCUAUUUGUUCAUCAUCCAAUAACAAAGCAAAAAACAUAAGAUAUAUUUUUAAAGAUUCAGUUACUACUUACUACAUCGAUGUGUAACUAUCUUAUACAGGAGAAAUGAUUAGGAAAAAUAAGGUAAUGAUCAAAUUAAUGUCGUUUUGUAAUGAACAAUAUAAAUGAAUUAUUUUGAAA
Messenger RNA from Ceratina calcarata, 1597 nucleotides. RefSeq names its product THAP domain-containing protein 5-like. The record is from RefSeq and is a predicted model, not a curated record. NCBI's taxonomy places the organism in Eukaryota, Metazoa, Arthropoda, Insecta, Hymenoptera, Apidae. The transcript has 8 exons. Bases 43 to 1125 code for a protein of 360 amino acids.